Strongylus vulgaris is the source of this 159-nucleotide messenger RNA. The record is from the annotation of a GenBank genome assembly. Lineage: Eukaryota; Metazoa; Nematoda; Chromadorea; Rhabditida; Strongylidae.
AUCUACGUCUACCAAAGAUGGAUCUAUUGUGUUGAUCCAAAGCGCAUGUACACAUUUGGUACUUCAUUGGAUAGUUGCACUGAAGCUAAUGGUGAAGUAGACAUAGCAUCUGAGGCUCAUGCUGCGGGCGAACAAACAGAUCAGGAGACGAAAAGAUAA